Messenger RNA from Anneissia japonica, 9628 nucleotides. RefSeq names its product protein bark beetle-like. Gene Ontology annotation, cellular component: membrane. The record is from RefSeq and is a predicted model, not a curated record. The transcript is spliced from 20 exons. Lineage: Eukaryota; Metazoa; Echinodermata; Crinoidea; Comatulida; Comatulidae. Bases 195 to 9617 code for a protein of 3140 amino acids.
CUACGGGAAUUUCCUUUUUUUUUUGUUAUUCACCCACCAUGAACAAUUAUUCAUAUUUAAGAACGCAAUAUAGGAAUCAUACCUCACGCUCACCAUACACAUUCGAUUAUUCACUUGUCACUGAUGUACAUCAACAAUUCUCGUAGAAAUGUUUUUCUGAAAUUAUAUCAUCUGAUGCAAUAGCCUACACAGCAAUGGCGAUCAGUAAACACCAUUUAGUGUACAUUAUGAUUGUCGGUAUUUGCUGUUCAAACUUGACAUUAGCGGAAACAUUUAUCAACGGGGAAAUAUCUGAAGAUACCAAUUGGUUGUCGGCUAACAGUCCAGUUUAUGUGACCGAUGAUAUAACCGUUGGGACCAAUGUAACAGUGACCAUCCAGGCAGGAGUGCAGAUGCUGUUUGCCGAAGGUGUUGGUAUAUACGUCAAGGGAACGUUGAUCACAAAUGGAACUGAGGACGAACACGUUGUAAUGACUAGCUUUGGCAAUCCAACAUUUUCUAGAGAAGAUUGGCACCAUAAGUGGUCACACGUGCGACUGGUCAGUGGGAGUAACCACCUUGAAGGACGGGUUCUGGUGUAUAUGAAUGGCAGAUGGGGAAAAGUGUGUGUAUCGUCACAAAAUUAUGUAAACGUUGCUUUGGUUGUGUGUCGUCAGUUAGGAUACGAAGGCGGAUUUUAUAGAUGGUUUGGAAGUGGAGAAGAACCAAUUCACUUUAAUAUUAUACAUUGUGAAUUAUCAGAAAAAAACAUUUUUGAUUGUUUCAACAGAAGGUACACGUAUAACGAUGACUGCUAUGGAAACGUUUUCGGAAUCGUUUGUCGUCAACCAAUUACGCCUAUUCAAAAUGUUACGUUACCAAUCAACCCUUUUUGGACUGGUCUAAAGUGGUUAAAUGACGGAAUUCAUGAAACCCAUAGCGUUUUGAAAUACACGGAUAUUUCACUGGCUGGAGUCGACGCAAAUGGAGAGGCUGGCAAUCCUGCAAUUUAUGCAAAUUUAACCGGUGAAUUACCAAGUUUGUCAAAUGUCAAUAUCCUUGAUUGUGCUGGGUCAGGCAUAAGAUUCUCAAGUAUAGCUUCUAAUAUUAAUAUCAAAGAUGUUGUUGUCAGAAGUAAUCUUGGUUAUGGAAUAGAGAUGUCAACUUUAGGACUAAUUUCAAUAAUUAAUUCUGAGUUCAAUGAAAAUACGUUUGAUGGUAUUGCGAUAUUUAAUGUAGAUUAUAGCAGUCUGAGGUUGGAAGACCUAUGUAAUGAUGAAAGUGACGACCUAUUUAUCGACGCGUUCGAACAUAGAUAUAUGUUUAAAUCAUCAGCAAAUUACUACAACCAGCCUUGUCAACGUACGUUUUACACCAAGGAAGGGUACAUACUGAAGGUGAGAUUUGUGCAACAUGAUGGUUGGCCUAUUCGAAUAAACCUUUAUGAUGGAAACGACACUUCAACCUUUAUACAAUCCGUUACAAGUUUACAAGUCCAAGAUUUAAAAUCCAUGUCAAAUAUAAUAACAAUUCGACACGAAUGUUCCUACUACAAUUAUAACUCCAACUGUCGUAGAAAUUCAAAAUUGAUCAUUUGGAGUGAACCAAUGAUUACAUCGAAUGCAUCGAAUGAAAUCAGUUAUACGACUUUAGCUGAUAACAAAGGGAACGGGUUGACCAUUCAUACGUAUAUGUCGGAGCUGAACAUUAAUGACUUGACAGCGAUAUACAACCGUGGAAAUGGACUGCAAACGCAUGACAGAAUACACGAUCUCGUUGUGGAAUUAAGUAACUUCUCUGGAAAUUCAUUUAAUGGAAUUGACAUGUACAACAUCGUAAACAUGUUUAUCAACGCAUCAUCUGCUAAUGGAAAUGAAAUGAAUGGCAUGAUUUCCGGAAAAUAUACUUAUCUUACACUUCAGAACAGUGUGUUUGAUAGUAACUUAGAAAAUGGCUUCUUCAUAAAUGAGGAACGAUAUAAUGAUUACAGUUACAGUUACAAUCUGCAUCUUGACAGUAAUUCAUUCUCGUAUAACAAAGGAAGUGGCAUUUUCAGGAAAGAAUACCGUCAACAUGUAAAUGUAUACAUCCAUGGAAAUUCCAUUAGAUACAACCAGAAUGGUGCAAUAGAUUUUGGGACAAUACGAUCACGUGGUAUCAAAGUAGUUGAAAAUGACAUAUCUUUAAAUGUGGCCUAUUACCUGAUACAUAUAGAUGUUACAUAUUCAUACGUAGGAGAAGCAAUUAAAAUUGUGUCAAAUGUGUUCCUCAAAAACUCAUGUGAACGGCUUUUAUAUCUUGGCACAUCAUCUUCUUCCCAAAAAAUUAUUAUCGAGGAAAAUGUGAUGAAGAACAAUCAACCGAGAUUGAGAUUUCCAAAUUCAUUCUGGCCUUCAUCUGUCAUAUUUUUACUCUCUUCUAGCGUAUCUAUGAUAAGCAACAUAUUUGAUAAUUCUAAUUUCAUGUACGAGGUCGCUGUUCCAGGCCGAGACAAAUUGUCAUCGGUAUCAAUAAACGCGAGCCUCUCGUGGUGGGGCUCUACAAAUUGCUCAUUCAUCAACACACGCAUUCUGGAUGGAAAAAGGAGAGCUUCGUAUCCGGUAGUGCACAUCUCACCGUAUCGUGUUGGAUAUAAUCUUUCAGAUCUAGAUUACCAAUCAUGUGUACAAUUGGGGUUCCGAAAUGAUCCAGGAUCAACGAUAGGUGGUAGCAUAACAGGUAAUGUCACACUAAGCUCUGUCGAUAAUCCUUACAGAGUUGUUCAUGACAUUGUUAUACAACCUCAAGCUAUCUUGGUAGUUGAGGCAGGUGUCAAGUUGUUGUUUGACUUCUAUACUGGAAUACUGGUUCACGGGACACUUGUUGCCCAAGGAAACACCACGGAUGUGAUAAGGAUGGAACCAUUCGACAGGUUUAAUGAAACCAUUGAAUUGAUUCGAUUAUCUGGAGGAAGGUAUCCCUGGGAAGGUUUUCUAGAGGUCUCCAGAGAUGGUCAAUGGGGCUCUGUCUGUUACUUCAGCUACAAUUGGCGUAUUCCAUGGAAUGCUAUUGCUGCACGUAUAGCUUGUCGGCAACUAGGAUAUAUAGACUACAUAAGUUAUACGUACCGUACAUCUACUCUUUUGAACAUUCUAAACGCGUUCAAAUGUGAUGAACGCAUUCACACAAAUAUAGUUUAUUGCGGUUUUAAGAAUCCACUGUAUCGAUGUUCCUCUGGCCAUACAGUGUAUUUAACAUGCAAUCCCGGAAGAUGGCAAGGUAUCCGAUUCGCCGUUUCUCCAGAACGAAGUUCAAUGAGUCACACACACAUAAGCUUAACUGGAGGAUAUCUAGAAGACAUGAAUGUAUACGCCGAUGCUGCUAUUCAAGUAGACCUCCAUCACCAUUAUUUCUCAAAUGUUCAUCUACAUAAUGCACAUCAAGGAUUCAUUUUCUAUAUCGAUAACCCAAUUUUUAAUGUUCAUUCAGUAAUGAAUACACACAUUAACUCCUUGGGAACUGGCGUUUCCAUUUAUUCUCCAUCGUAUUACCACUAUCAGGGGAUCAUUGAAUGUGCAACUGGAAUUUACAUAUCGACCAUGUCCUCGACACACUUAGACGAUAUUCGGAAUUAUAUUCACAAAAGCUGGGUAUUAGAUUUCUUUGAAUCCGACCAAUCAAUUUUCUUCUCUGACUUAUUCCUUCUCAACAUUUUACCGCCAGAAGAAACCUAUAAUACACAUACACGAAAUUUCACCGUACAGCCUGGUAACAUUAUCGCAAUCUAUAUAUAUCAACAAUACUUAUAUUCCUACGAGUCGUUGGUUUUAACUGAUCCAUCAAAUGGAGAAACCUUACUGUUACUUGAUUCCACAAUAUCAGGGACAUUUCCGGAUUAUCAGCUGGUUCAAACGUCAUCAAACUUUCUGACAGUUACCUACAAAUAUACUUAUCGGUAUAGUACUAAUUACGCUAGGAUAAAAGCUGACAUUUUGCUCAUGCCUUUAAACGAAUCAUCUGCAGGUGCAGAACAAAGCAACGGCAACGCAAAUACCAUUAUAUUGGAUUCAAUCAAUUAUAUCCCUCAAUCUAUAAGACCAACAGGGCUGAGAAUGCAAUCAGGGACAACAAAAUCGGAAUUGAGGGUCAUAAACUCAAAUUUUCAAGGCAGUGAACGUAGCGGUACUCUUGUAAGUUUGUAUAAUGGAAGACGUGUUCUCUUUGAGCGAUGCAACAUGUCAUCUGCUCAGUACGCUGUUAGAAUUCGUGGUGAAUUUGAGACCAUUUCUUUUCGUGGCUGUAUUUUGAAAUACAUUUCUAAUGGCAUUUAUGAUUAUAACUCGUUUACCUCUGCGACACUAAAUAUUGAGGAUUGCACAUUCAAUUCGAUUUCGACCCCUAUAUACAAAUACGUACGUUCAAUAGAUCAAAGCACACGUGUAUAUAGAUCGUCAUUCAAAGAUUCAUAUUAUGGAGUUCGAUUCUACCAAAGUGUGCAUAACAUCUUACUUGAUGGCUGCAAUUUCCAAUCAGUGUCAUAUGGUGUGCACAUUUACACGCGUUAUUAUCAUUCAUAUAAUAAUAACGCUUCAGUAUACUUACAUGAUAUCGGUUUUCAAUCCGUGAGAGAUCCUGUGUAUGUAGAAAUGUAUGUCACAGACAAUUCACCCUCAACUAAAGAAUGGAUUGACUUACGUGUGAGUGAUUGUGUAGUUGAAGGUAGUGAUGUCUUUCUGGAAACGUAUAUUUUUACAGAAACAGUGAAUAUUAAAGUUAGUGUGAUGAACAAUAGAGUAAUCUACAGUAAAAAAGCUAUUUUGAUGACAGUUAACAGGAAUGUAAUCGGCAAUUUAGAAUACAUGGUUAACAUUGUAAACAAUACUAUAAGUAACAACACCGGCUAUGGUGCUAUUAUUGAUAUUGGUAGGCCUAGAGAAUACCCAGUUUUAAUGACAGACUUAGUCCAAGUUGACUUCAGGAAUAAUGUUAUCCGGCACAAUGUUAUAACAAGCAAGCAUUUCUUGGAUAAGUUUUCAUGCGGGUUAAUAUUGGGUGUUCGCACAGCAACCUUGUCUGGAAAUGUGUUUGAUAACAUUGAAAUCGACAUGGAGAUCUGUAGUGCGCAUGUAUUUAAUGACCCGGACCAUUUCAUCGACGCAAGAUCCAACCGGUGGGGAACAACUGAACACACUGUAAUUCGCCAAAAAAUUUUCGACAAUGAAGAUUGGCACAACCUUGCAUACAUAAUGACUAAAUCAAACGAUCAGAAUACAAUUUCCGACAAAUGUAGUUCCUCGAACAUCGGUGGACGAAUUAAUGCUACGUGUCACCUUGAAGUUGCUAAUAGCCCGUAUGUAGUAGAAUCUGACAUCACCAUCCUACCAAAUGCAGAAUUGAUAAUAGACCCUGGUGUAACUUUACUUUUGAAUGAGGAUAAUGGAAUUACUAUUCUUGGAAAACUAACUGCAAUAGGAACCAUUAGCAGCAGAAUAACAUUGCUUAACAAUAACAAUUUAAUAAACGCAAAAGAUAAAGACAAGAUACGUUUGAUACAAGGUAACAGUCGUGUGCAAGGUCUGCUCCAAGUCUUUACAGACGGUGAAUGGAAAUCGGUCAAAACAUAUUAUUUCGGACAUGACGAAGGCGCGGUUGCAUGCCGUCAACUUGGCUAUUCGUAUGAACGGUAUACAUCGUCAACUACUGAUAGAAACUUUAAGUCAUACUUGUCUCGACGAUGGUAUUGCAGAGGACACGAAUUUCGUUUACUUGACUGUCAAAAUUACAACGAUUAUAAUUAUUACUGGUACAGCGAUGUAUGGCUGGUUUGUAAAAGUUCGAACUGGGGAAAUAUUCAAGUGUAUACCGAUUCAGAUUCAGAAAUAUCUGCAAUACAAUACGUUGAUGUAUUGAAUGCUGGGAAACUGCAUGGUCUUGAUGGUGUUCCUGCAAUAUAUGCGUUCGGACCGCAGAUUCCACUAAUUGAAAAUAUCUAUACUGAGAACUGCAUUGGACAUGCAAUUUUAAUCGAUAGUACAACAGCGCUUACUAUAACGAGAAUUACUUUGAUACAGUGUGGGUUAGGUAUAUCAUCCAGAAUAUAUUCUGCGACUAAUGUUCAUGAAUGUUAUUUUGACGACAUAUACACAACUGGUUUGAGUUUAACUACGAGAAUAGCGAGUUUCUUUCCAUCGCAAUCAUUAUUUUAUACGCAAGGAUGUGGGACGCAUCGAUUUGUGAAUCCAGGUGACCAAUUUGUACUUCGUGAUAAUGCAUGUGGAGAAAUAAACUGUAUUAACGUGUUUCAAUGCAGGCAAAAUUGCACAAUAUUUGUGACAUUUACGCAUUAUUACAGUUACAAUAGGUAUAGCAGGACGGCUUACGUUUAUGAUGGAAACUCGACCGAUUCUACUCGUAUUGGGGAAAUAAACUAUUAUAGAGCUGAGACGUUGACGUUUAUGGCUACAUCAAAUGCAGUAACCCUAGAACUAAAUUAUUUCACCACGUCCUAUGGCAAUUGUCGGUUUGAUUACGAACCAGUGGAGAUACACCUGUCGGUGUACGACAAAGAAUACCUUCUCAAGUCAUCAAUUACAAUAGAAGAUUCGAAUUUCAUAAACGUUAUGGGUUCAGUUGUAUCUAUUGUGGAUGAUUACAUUGAUGAGACAAUUCCAGUUGAUGUGAGCAUAUCAAAAUCUACUUUUCAAAGCUGUUCCCAAACCAGCAAUAAGAUAAUGAGCCAGAGGAACGGGAACUGUUCAAUUACAGAAAACCUCUUCGUGGGAAAUUAUGGAGAUGUGGCCAUUCACGGAAUAUCAACUGAUUCCAUAGUGACAAUUGCACAUAAUUAUUUCCUUUCUAAUACAGAAGGUGGUGUAUUGUCAGUCAAAAGUGAAUUCUCACCAAUUUGGAUAACUGGUAACCAAUUUUACUACAAUAAACCAUCUGCCAACAACGAUGUAGUAACCAUAAUGGGAGGAAACACAUGUGUCACUAACAAUGUGUUUUGUUACAACCACGGACGGCAUCUAAUUUUUGUCUUAGGAGACAUUAACUAUGGUAGCCGACUUAUCGAGCGCAACAUCAUGAUCUACAACACAGGACAACGUUCAGACGAAAGAUUUACCAUGUUAUUAGAUAAUAUUAACACUAAUAUAUCUAGAAAUUACAUAUUAAACGCUGGUAAUGAAUUUGAAGUGGCACUUACUUCACGCGUAAAGUCAACAGUAGACGCUACAUACAACUGGUGGGGUGCAGACGACAUUUUUUAUGUUAAAAGUAGGGUUCGGGAUUCCAAGAACAUAAUUGGUCAUGCGUUCAUACAACAAGAACCGUUCUUUACUUCACCCUCUGAGGUACCAUUUUAUAGCUCAUUAUGUCCACCGGCGUAUACCUUAGAGGGAUCAAAAUGCUACAGCUACAAACCAGCUUCAGUCGAUUUUUCAACGGCAAUGUUAAUUUGCAGAUUAGAAGGGAACACAAUAUAUCAGCUAGCAAAUUUCUUUUGUCCUAAUUGCAUUUUUCGUUACCGUGGAUCGGAUGUUAAAGACCUAAAAAGAUAUUUAAUUAUGAAAAACGGGGGAUAUUUCGAAACAAGUCGCAUCUGGAUUAUGAAUCGCUUUCAAACAAAUAAGUGUUCAUAUUUAGAACUGGACUAUGGAAGUGGUAAACACAUCACUGGGACGACUGAUUGCAAGGAGCGAUAUCCUACUGUCUGCGAACGUACCACAAAAAAUCUAUGUCCUAAUAAUUGUAUGGGUAAUGGUAUGUGUUGGGGUAGAAGAUGCAGAUGUGAUCCAGGAUGGUCAGGGAAAGACUGUUCUCAACAUAUAUGCUCCUACGGAUGCUCGAUCCACGGUACAUGUGUCGGACCGAAUGUCUGUCGGUGCAAGAGUGGUUGGCAGGGAUCUAGCUGUACAUCUAGUUACUGUAGGCGAUUUAAAAACUGUAGGUCAUGUGCUAAAGUAGAAGGAUGUGGUUGGUGUGAUUCGACACUCAAAUGUCUCCCAGGUACGAGUACAGGACCUGAAUUGGGAGUCCAGUGCGAAGCAUGGUUCCACAAUUACUGUUUUACCACUGGCACUUGUUCCAACAGUAUAGAGAUCCUUAAUUGCAAGUUAACUCACUGUGAUACAACGCGAUCAAGUACUACCAUAGGCUCCUGUCAGAGUUGUCGAGAUUUAGAGCAAUGUUUCAUUGAAAAGCCAAAUGGAUGUAAUGUUUGGAGUCCAGACAUGUGUCCAUUAAAUUUGGUCAAUCCGAACUAUGCUGAUCCCAACAGAAAGAAUAAUAUAGAAAUUGACGAAAAAGUUCAAGUAAUCAACGUUGGCCAGAAUUCUGCAAAUCUUUACAUUUGUCCAGUGAAGAGGAACGAUGAAGUAUUGUUGAUAUCAAGCAGAUUACUCAAGAAGACAGAGGCUUCUAAUAUCCUAGUUUCUGGUCAAGCACAAGGGGUUUUCCAUACUGUAGUGUCAAUAAAACAUUUAUGGCGGCAUAGCAUGAUAAUGGCAAGAGUGGCGAGAUUUGACGAAGUAUUUCAGUACGCAAAUCUAAAUGAUGUUUUAGACGUAAUCGAAAUCACUGAUUACAGCGAUUUACCUGAAGAGUCAUUUUGGAACGAUGCUAUCAACACUCCGUUGUCCUAUCCUAUGAAAGAUAUAGUUUUACUUCAAGAUGUUCCAUUUAACAAGUGCAGUGGAAGUAUACAUGUGCUGGGAACAAGAAAAUACCAUUCAACGUUCAUCGUAUUGACUCCAGACAUUGCAAAUUCGUACAAUAUAGAAGUUGGAGACAUACUCGCCGUGAACUCUACUGGGCAUUUCAUCGAAGCUGUUGCCGAAAUUGGAGAAGAAUCCGAUUCUACAUUCAUCGAAACCAGUGUUUUAGACUGUAAUGACGAAACAAUACGAAACAGAGUAAUGCUAACACCGCCCUCUUCAGUCCUUCAUGAAAACGCAAACAUUAUUUUUGGAUGCAGUGGCGGAGAAAAUAACACAGACGGAAUUGUUCUAAUAGAUAAAAACAUAGACGAACCGCUACAGAUUGAUACUUCUACCUUAAUUAUUGGACGUGAAACAAGUGGCUUGGUCGGGAAGGUUUUACAUUAUGAAGUUCGAGGUUAUAAUGCAUUUAUAGAGGUGCUGGUUGCACGUGAUCAUCAGGAGUUUAAUGACAUACUGAAUGAAGGCAACGAUGAUGACAUUAACAAUAAUGAUUCUCCACUGGAUCUACGCCUGAGUAAACCAACAAUAUACAAUGACGAUGACAUUUCAUGCGAAAUUGACCCACAGUUUCAGUUUAACCCGUCUUUGAGGCUAAUUUUCUCAACUGACCGUAUAAAAUACAAGCAAUUGGAUGUAAUCUACGAAGGCCCGAUAGAGACUGGUCUACAUAUAAAUUGCAGUGCUGGAGUUCCAUUUGAUACUGAUAUUGCAAGGCGGUUUGCUGUAAACAGAAGAAAUGGUAAUUUCUACAUUUCACUGGGAGGCUUGAAAAUUCCUUUAUCUGUCGGUUUAACGUCAAAAUAUUCCAUUAUAGCUGGUCUACCGGCUUCGUUGGAAACCAAAUUUGGUGUUACUUCUACGGCAGAAUUAAAUAUUGGGUACGGUAUUAGGCCCCAAGAAAAGAGACCAGUCGUACUUACACCUGUGGUCUGUAUAUAGAUUUUCUUAAU